Molecule: messenger RNA, 234 nt
Organism: Fusarium venenatum
Lineage: Eukaryota; Fungi; Ascomycota; Sordariomycetes; Hypocreales; Nectriaceae
Source: RefSeq, a predicted model, not a curated record
AUGUGUUGUGAAACAAUUCGGUCAAAUUUGAGGCCCGUCAACAGUGGCCAUCCAUUAUAUGAGCUUGCCAUGUUGUGGGUUCUCGGUCAGGUUUGGGUCUUCACUUACACAUGGCAAACAGUAACUGACGGUCAACAGGUCGCAUACGAUGCGCGCAAGGGUAGAUUAGAUAAUGGUCCAUCCGGGGCCUCAAGCCUGUGCAUUAGAGCGGCCGAGCACUGUUCUCCCGGUUGA